Molecule: messenger RNA, 1485 nt
Organism: Fonsecaea pedrosoi CBS 271.37
Lineage: Eukaryota; Fungi; Ascomycota; Eurotiomycetes; Chaetothyriales; Herpotrichiellaceae
Product: NADH-ubiquinone oxidoreductase 49 kDa subunit, mitochondrial
Exons: 2
Coding region: 1-1485 (494 amino acids)
Biological process (GO): mitochondrial electron transport, NADH to ubiquinone
Molecular function (GO): NAD binding; quinone binding; NADH dehydrogenase (ubiquinone) activity
Source: RefSeq, a predicted model, not a curated record
AUGGCGGCCUCAUUUGUGCGAGCUGCGAGCCGGCACGCACACUCUUCAAAACGACUUUGCCGCUCACCAAAUCUUCAGCUUCCCUCGAGACAGAGGCAGUCGCUCCUUUUCUCCCGUUCGAUCUCGUCGACCGCUCCUCGAAGGGCAGAACCUAGCACCACCGGGCCCAUCUCUGCUCCCAACCCCGAAACCCCUGGUGGACCUUUAUCCACGACCAUCAGUCCCACUGAUUCUACCUUCACCAAGCACGUCCAGCAAGACUCCAACUUGAUCAAUAAAGCCCCCGAUACGAGCUUGGGUGAUGACUACGAGACAAGAAAGAUCCGACAUUAUACAGUAAACUUUGGUCCGCAACAUCCCGCAGCACACGGAGUGUUGCGUCUGAUUCUCGAGCUCAAUGGUGAAGAGAUUGUCCGCGCAGAUCCUCACGUAGGACUGCUACAUCGGGGGACGGAAAAAUUGAUCGAGUACAAGACAUAUCUCCAGGCUCUGCCAUAUUUCGACCGAUUUGACUACGUUUCGAUGAUGACCAACGAGCAAUGUUUCUCGCUCGCCGUCGAGAAGCUGCUCAAUAUCGACAUUCCGGAGCGAGCCAAGUACAUUCGGACCAUGUUUGGGGAAAUCACAAGGAUAUUGAAUCACCUGAUGUCGAUUCUUUCGCACGCUAUGGAUGUUGGCGCUCUGACUCCUUUCCUGUGGGGUUUCGAGGAGCGAGAGAAGCUCAUGGAAUUCUACGAACGUGUCUCAGGUGCACGCUUGCAUGCUGCAUAUGUGCGCCCUGGUGGUGUCAAGGCAGACCUUCCCCUUGGAUUACUGGACGAUAUCUAUGCAUGGGCAACUCAGUUUGGUGAUCGCAUUGACGAGACUGAGGAACUCCUGACAGACAACCGUAUCUGGAUCGGCAGAACAAAGGGCGUUGGCGUCGUUUCCGCUGCUGAUGCGCUCAAUUAUUCCUUCUCCGGCGUCAUGCUGCGAGGCUCCGGCGUUCCCUGGGACAUCCGGAAGAGUCAGCCCUAUGAUGCCUACGAUAAGGUCGAAUUCGAUGUGCCAGUUGGUCAGAAUGGUGACUGUUACGAUCGAUACCUGUGCCGAAUGGAAGAGUUCCGACAAUCUUUACGCAUCAUCCAUCAGUGCCUGAACCAGAUGCCUCCGGGUCCUGUCAAAGUCGAAGAUUACAAGAUUGCCCCACCCCCACGAGCAGCUAUGAAGGAGAACAUGGAGGCCCUCAUUCACCACUUUUUGCUCUUCACCAAGGGCUAUACUGUUCCACCGGGAGAUACCUACAGUGCGAUUGAAGCCCCCAAGGGAGAAAUGGGCGUCUAUCUCGUCAGCGAUGGAAGCGAACGUCCAUACCGAUGUAAAGUUCGAGCACCUGGAUUCGCCCACCUGGGCUGUUUCGAUCAGAUCAGCCGUGGCCAUCUACUUGCUGAUGCAGUGGCCAUAAUCGGAACAAUGGAUCUGGUCUUCGGAGAGGUGGAUCGUUAG